AUGUUCGGUAUCUCGUCCAAACGUCCAAGGGGCCAUGAGGAGCUUGCCGAUUUUGAAAGUAGCGCUAUCCCCGAGAGAAAGAAACACCGUUCUUUAGCUCUCCGCACAUCCUCACACUGCUCUCAGAAGCCCACCUUUACAGAAGCGAACCAAGCUAUUGCGGAGUUCGGUUUAUCUACAUUGACACCUGUGGAAUCCUCGGAUGAUGACGAUGGUAAUGACCGACAUAGAAAGCACGUGCGUGCCAGCUUGACUCAUAGUAAGGGGGAGCUGCCCCACCAGGCAGCCCAUUGUCACGCUUCCAAUACAGCAAUGGAUAUAGAUCACGAUAGAGACAUGCUGCCGCCGAGCGGUGAUCGCGCCCAGUACCCAUGGCCACCCAGUGCACGCGGCAAUGAGGAUAUUCAACCAUCGCCAAUCCCCCACAGCCUAGUUAAUCAGUAUCUGACCAUCAGUGAGCGGCAUGCGGCAACGUCCACGUAUGGAUAUUUCCCCCCAACGACGAGCGAUCAUGAUUCUACGUUGUCUACACGUUCUCACGGCGCAACCCCACCUUGCUUUGAUAUUCAGCGCCUCCCCAGUCCAAUCAGUGACGGUGAAGAUGCGAUGGCCAGCAUCAAAGACACUGCGAGUGACGUGGAUAUGGCCUACAACCCGUCUCGCCCUGCCUCAUUCUCUCCCUCCACAUGGAUAGGGACGGAGCGGAGCUCGCCCAACAUGCAAGAGGCCAUACCCUCGUUAAUGGAAAGUGCGAAAGAUACGCUAUCGGAAUCCAAGCCAAAGAGUGUGUCAAACAAGAAGAAAAUCACCAUCUCAAUGGGGUUUCGAGCCGACUGUGAAAAGUGCCGGUGCAAGGUGCCCGGCCACUAUAGUCAUAUCAUCCGUGCCUGA
Molecule: messenger RNA, 891 nt
Organism: Aspergillus bombycis
Lineage: Eukaryota; Fungi; Ascomycota; Eurotiomycetes; Eurotiales; Aspergillaceae
Exons: 2
Coding region: 1-891 (296 amino acids)
Source: RefSeq, a predicted model, not a curated record